Momordica charantia (bitter melon) is the source of this 3578-nucleotide messenger RNA. RefSeq lists its product as uncharacterized. Lineage: Eukaryota; Viridiplantae; Streptophyta; Magnoliopsida; Cucurbitales; Cucurbitaceae. The record is from RefSeq and is a predicted model, not a curated record.
UUCUACCAACAAAAAUUACAUUCACACCAUCCCCACGUGCCAGAACUGCACCGGAUGCUUCUCCAUCUCUACCAUUCCGGAGGCUCCGCUCGUGGCGGCUCCACCGUCGGAAAUCGUCGGAGACUUCGAUUAUUCUCCUUCUCCAACUUUCAUCUCCCUUCUCGCCCUCUCCGAUUCAGACGCUCCUGUAAAUCGCUUUCUGUUUAUAGCAAAAUCAUAAGAUUUCGCCCGUUCUUCUGUGCAUUUACUGAGAAAUUGUUGGAAAUAAAUGUUUUAUUGACUUCAUUGCCAAUGCCCGUCCACUGUUAUUAUCUAGGUACACGAAGCAGAAUAUCAACUAUUAUGCAGCAUUUACUUCUUAUUGUCUGAUUUUUGGCAAUUUAUCGUUCGAUGGCUUGUAUUGUUUGUGCAUUCAUAAUUAUUUUUUGAAGAUUGGGUAGGAUCCUUGGUUAUGCCACGGCUACUGCUGACAUUAUAGUAACCGAUGCCUCAGUUGGUUGAAAAUAUGACUAGUCAAACCAAUUUCAGCAGUGAUCGCCUGAGGACAAAUUGGACACCAGCAAUGGAGCAAUAUUUUAUCGAUCUUAUGUUAGAUCAAGUGCAUAAAGGCAACAGGAUGGGUCAUACAUUCAACAAACAAGCUUGGAAUGACAUGCUGAUGAUGUUCAAUGCUAAAUUUGGGUCUCUAUAUGACAUUAAUAUCUUGAAAAGUCGUUACACUAAUUUGUGGAAGCAAUUCAAUGACAUAAGGAAUCUCCUUGAGCAUGAAGGAUUUUCUUGGGAUAAUGCUAGACAAAUGGUCAUCGCAGAGAAUAAUAUUUGGGACAGCUUUAUCAGGGCCCAUCCAGAUGUUCAGUCAUACAGGAACAGGUCUCUGAUAAAUUUCAAUGAUUUGUGUUUGAUAUAUGCACAUACUACUGCUGAUGGGAGGUAUAGUAUUUCGAGCAAUGACUUGGAUUUUGAUGACGACAUGAUGGGAUUAUGUAUAGGUGUUGGCAUGAAUGACCUUGCCCCUGUGAAUAAAGAGAGUUCAAGAACAGACUGGACUCUUGCUAUGGAUCAGUACUUUGUGAAACUUAUGACGGAUCAAGUGAGAAAAGGCAGCAGGAUAAAUGGUACUUUCAAGAAGCAAGGAUGGAGAGAUAUGAUCAUUCUCUUUAAUGCUGAAUUCGGCUAUCAACAUAGGAAAAGUUUCUUAAAACAUCGUCAUGGGAAAUUGAAAACAUACUAUACUGAUUUAAGGAUUCUACUUGAGACCAGAGGCUUUUCAUGGGAUGAGAAACAACAAAUGGUGGUAGCCGAUGAUGGUGUUUGGGAUGAUUAUAUCAAGGCAAAUCCAGAUGCCUAUGCAUACAGGAAAAGGACCCUGCUAAAUUUUCUAGAUUUGUGUUUGAUCUAUGAUGAUACAAUGAGCAAUGGGCAUUGUAAUCAUAUGCAGCAAUUGGAUGAUUUUGAAUGUGGCAUCUUACCUCAAGAUACUGAGGGAGAAGACAUCCAAUGCCAUGCUGACAGUGAUUCUUCAAGCAUGCACUGGUCUCUUGAAAUGGAUGGUUAUUUUAUUGAUCUUAUGCUAGACGUUGUGCGUAAAGUGAAGAAUAUUGAUUACAGUGAUGAUCUAGUGUGGACCAACAUGAUUGCCUCGUUCAAAGAAAAAUUUGGACUGCUAUUUAACCAAGAUUCUUUUAGGAGGCAUUCCAAAAGUUUGGAGAAGAAAUACUAUGAUUUGAAAAAUAUUCUCAAGCAGAGAGGAUUUUGGUGGGAUGAAAGACGACAUUCAGUAUUUGCAUACAAUGACACUUGGGCUGCAUAUAUUAAGGAACACCCACAUGCAAAAUCAUACAGAACUGGUCCAAUACCUAGCUAUAAUGAUCUGUGCUUGAUUUAUGGAAAUUCAGUUCCUGAUGGAGGGCAGUGGCCAAACCAAUUAGAUCAGGAAAUCGCUGGUGAUGGCAAGGGUUCCAGAACUAGUAAUAGCUAUCACUGGAAAUCUGAUUGGACACCACAAAUGGACAGGUGCUUUAUUGAUCUAAUGUUAUAUCAAGUUCGCACUGGAAAUAUGGUUGAUCAAAAUUUUUCCAAACUAGCUUGGAAUAAUAUGGUUUCCAAGUUCAGUGCAGAGUUUGGGCCUCAGCAUGAUGUAGAUGUCUUAAAAAGUCGGUUUUUUAAUCUUAGGAAAAGAUUCCAUGAUAUGAAAUUCCUACUUAAUCAGAAUGGCUUUGUCUGGGAUGAAUUAUUACAGAUGAUAAUUGCUGAAGAUGACCUCUGGGACGCAUACAUUGAGGAAUAUCCAGAUGCAAGAUCAUACAAGAAUAGGGCUCUUCCAAAUUUCAAUGAUCUCUUCUUGGUAUUUGGAAACGACAACACUACAAAUCAUCAACAUUAUUUAUUUGACGCUGUGGAUGCCGAUGACAGUUACCCGGAAGUAAAUAUUGAUGAAGCGGAGGAGCAAUUCUUUUCUGAUAGUUAUCAGGGAAUAAUUGACUGGACGAACCAGAUGGACAAUUAUUAUGUUGACCUAAUGCUAGAGCAAGUUUGUAGCGGGAACAAGACAGGUUCUACGUUCACAGAUCAUGCUUGGGCUUCGAUGGUUGCAUCAUUCAACAAGACAUUUGGACUCGCCUGUGACAAAGAUCUCCUCGAAAGUCGCUACUUAAGCUUGAUGAACGAAUAUAACGAUGUCCGACACAUGGUUGAUCAUAAAAAUGUGACCAGAGGUGGAAUUCACCAAUCAAUGGCAACCGAUGGCGAAGUCUGCGAAACGCGUAUUAAGGAGCUUGCAGGUGAUAACGUGUGCAGAGACAGGAUCUUUGAUAGGUACGAAGAUUUGUGCUUGAUAUAUGAUGACGAGUUUCAAGAUGAAAGAUUAGGUAGUUUUGGUGUAAAAGUAAAGGUUGAAGACGGUACUCGGAAAAUUUGUAGAAGUGAUUCAUUUACAGAAUAUAAACCCCAUGAAAGGGAAUGUGAAAUAUCUUACCAGAGAAAGAGGCUAGAAUCUGCCACCCCAUCAACUUCUGGUAGCAACAAAAAGAUUAGGAUAAUCAAGGAAGAAAUACAGGAAGUAGGCAGUAAUAAGGCAAGUUUGGUGAAAAAUGUGGUCAAUAGAGCAGAUUACUCAAUAGAAAAUCUUGUUUCUGCACUCCAAAGUGUUCCAUACAUGGAUGAUGAGUUAUUUCUGGAAGCUUGUAAACUUUUAGAAGAUGAGAGGAAGGCCAAGAUGUUCGUCACCAUGGAUGUUGCGACACGAAACAAGUGGUUAUCAAAAAAGCUUUGCGGAUAGCGUCCUCCCAUGGCCAUGGCUUUCUGGUAAUCUCUCAAAUCAAAAUUUGUAAACUUUUAGAAGAUGAGAGGAAGGCCAAGAUGUUCGUUGCCAUGGAUGUCGCGACACGAAACAAGUGGUUAUCAAAAAAGCUUUGCGGAUAGCGUCCUCCCAUGGCUUUCUGGUAAGCUCUCAAAUCAAAAUUUUAUACUUGAAACUAUAUUGAAAUGUAGAUUCAACUCUCUGUGAUUCAAGGUUUUACACUAUUUGCUAUAGAAAUCUUGCCCAUGAAGGCAAGAACGGUAGAAUUUAUUGUCCUUGA